Molecule: messenger RNA, 330 nt
Organism: Racocetra persica
Lineage: Eukaryota; Fungi; Glomeromycota; Glomeromycetes; Diversisporales; Gigasporaceae
Source: the annotation of a GenBank genome assembly
AUGACUAAAAAAAGAAUUCUACAAAGAAAUAAUGCUGAAUGGGUUGGAAUUUUAAGUCAAAGAAAUAUUUUGAUAGAUCUCUCUGAUGAUAUUAUGCAAUUAGACAUGUCAGGCAAAGCAACACAAAAAGCAGACAGCAAGCGUAUUUCUAUCAAAUUAAUUGACCAAUUAUUUUCAGAUAAUAAUAAGGAAGAAAACUGGAAAGAUAUUUAUGAUGAUAAGUCAAGCAAAUAUAGUGAAAACGAUAAUCUAACUAACCAGUUUAUUAAUUUCGAUGCAUCUAAAAAUGAACCUAAUAAUAAUGGCCCAGAUGAACCAAAAAAUAAUUAA